Peniophora sp. CBMAI 1063 is the source of this 1386-nucleotide messenger RNA. NCBI's taxonomy places the organism in Eukaryota, Fungi, Basidiomycota, Agaricomycetes, Russulales, Peniophoraceae. The record is from the annotation of a GenBank genome assembly.
AUGCCGCGAGAGACGCGCGCGAGGCGUCAGCGACCUCUGCAGGUGUUCUUCGGCGGUAGAAUAUUCGCAGUCCCACGCGUAGAUCGGUAUCAAACAGUCGUCGAGUCCAUACAGUUCACAUGCAGGGCUCUCAGCAACAUUGACUUGAAUCGCGUCACUCUGCAAUCUGAAGCAAUUCCCGACUGCGAGGGUGUCGAGGCGGUCAUCUCGCCACUUCUCUGGUCUGAAGUGGCGGAAGAUGUAGGAUUGGUGAAGGUCGUUCUUGAAGAAGAAGGAGAAGAAGGCGCUGAAUCCGUGGCUACGAAUGAGGGUGGGAAUAGCGACGUCGGGGGCUCGGAGGAUGAGGCAGCUCCGCUGGCUUCUACGCAUACUGGAUGCAGCAAUUCUCCUGGACAGAUACGACUUAACGUGGCGACGCGUACUGGCAAGAGAAUCCCGAUCGAGGCGUACCCGAACAUGUUCGUUCAGACCGUGAUAGCCAUGAUAGCUCUCGUUGAGAUGGGCUCGGUGUCCUUUAUGGACCAGAUAAAGCUGUGUACCAGGGAAGGACGCUCAUUGCCAGAAACUGAUACGCUAGAGGACCACGCGAUCGGAGACGGGACUACCAUCUACUUGGUUCUCCAGCUGCGGGGCGGGAAGCCCGUCAUCUACCUUAAUCCUCCCGCUAGAUCUUCCAACGUGCAUGCUUCCGUGGACCUCAAUUUGCACAAGUCCUGGUAUCUGUCAGCGAUAUGGCCUGUGCCAUUAUCUUCUCGGCGGGAAGGUACAUCGUAUGGACGACGCGUUCUCUGGAACGUCUCUGCUUCUCCCGACGGAACCCUCGUCGACAAGGACUCGGGUAUGAAUGUUUCGUACCUCUACUGGGAGGCAUUGACGGACACUGCAAACCUACUCUCCCCACCACCAUCUCCACGCCGGUCCACCGAUUCUGUAGCAGUCAUAUCAGACGUCUCUACUUUCGAUCCCGCCUGCCCAUUCAUAGGCCCGGACGACUCUGUACUGCUUCCAUGCAACAAGAUAGGAGCCUAUCUCGACAACGCUCUGACUGGCCUUGGGCUUCAUACCGAAGCGCGCACAUCCUUUAUCACGUACUGGCUCCCGAGCAUCUUGAAGCACUCUUACGUAGCUUUGCGCUUCCUUCCGCAAGAAGAGUACGAACAAGCCGCCGAGUUGACCGUCAAACCCACACCGGACGUCGUCACCCGCGUCUUUAUGCUAUUUCGCGGAGUGAAGGAAAGCCAACUCGCAGACUGGGAGCUUGCGCGUGCACGCGCUUCUGAGGACGCUGCGUUUUGGCGCGAUGUUGUGGGAGUGGACUUGAGCGCUGCGCUUGACGACACGCUGUUCCGUGUUCUGGAGUGGGGCGGCAUGGAGGUCUUAGGAUGA